GUCUGAUUGGCCAGUAUGAAUUUAGAGGCGGAUCUAAAGCAAACUGAGCGUUACAACUAGGAAACAUUGUGUUGCCAAAUGACCAAGUUGGAGGCUAAAAACAUUGAACCUUGAAACGUACGACUAAAGAAAUAAAACAGAAUGGCCACUGAGGGUGAUCCAACAGAUGUAGUGAAGGUGCUUCACCUGUUGGUCAUAGCGUUCUCAUGGGGUAUGCAGGUGUGGGUAUCAUUCAUUGCAGGGUUUGUGUUGUUGUCCAAGGUCUCUCUGCACACAUUUGGUUUAGUUCAGAGCAAACUCUUCCCCAUGUAUUUCUACUGCCUGCUGGGCAGUAACACAAUCAGCUUGGCCAUAUUUGCUGUGUACCAUCCCAGAGAGCUUCUGAACUGGCAUGAGACUAUACAGAUGGUUCUGUUUUUCAUGGCUGUGAUCAUGUCAGGGCUGAAUGUGCAGUGGUUUACUCCAGCUGUUACUGAGCACUUUCUGGUGAUGAGAGAGAUCGAGCAGGAACACGGCCUUGGUGAAGAGAUCGGCUUUUCCACCAACAGGGAGCGCUAUGUGAAACUCCGUGAGCAAGAUCCAAAAUACAAAGCUCACAGGAAAAGCUUUUACCGCUACCACGGCCUGUCCAACCUGUGCAACCUCACCGGCUUUGCCUGCACCACCAUCAAUCUGAUCUACCUGGCACUUCACUUGGCUUCGAUAUAAUAAUGUCAGCUUACAACAUACAACAGAUUUGACCCUUAAAAUAUUACCACUAGUGCUGUCAAAAUUAACGAAUAUUAAUUUUAACGGCACUAAUUUUAUUAAUGCAGUGCUCGAUUAUUUUUGACCAUUUUUAUUACAAAUAUAAAUAAAUAUAUAUUAAAGUGGCCAAAUCAAUACCUACAAUGCAACACACAUUUUUUUCAUGACAUCCUUUCUUUACAAAGAUAAUACAUUCCAGCAAAAAACACAUUUUAAUCACUAAACAUUUGUUUUACUGAUGCGGCAAGUCUCAAAUCGCCUUCUAAAAUUUAGCAUUUAUUGUGGUAAUGGUUCAGAGACUUGUGUCCCUGUUCCCCAGACUAAAAAAGUGCUAUGGUGCACACAUCCGGGAAUUAAACUGUCCAUGUGGAAACAUACAAAAGUUCCGUUUGGUGUCCUGCUGAUUUAUGUCAUUUAAAACACUAUAAUUACUUUACAAGAAUAUUUUGUCUUCAUCCUC
Messenger RNA from Silurus meridionalis, 1207 nucleotides. RefSeq names its product transmembrane protein 205 (gene tmem205). The transcript has 4 exons. The record is from RefSeq and is a predicted model, not a curated record. NCBI's taxonomy places the organism in Eukaryota, Metazoa, Chordata, Actinopteri, Siluriformes, Siluridae. Bases 142 to 708 code for a protein of 188 amino acids.